This is a messenger RNA of Lontra canadensis (Northern American river otter), 4060 nucleotides long. Its product is annotated as spermatogenesis-associated protein 31A1-like. NCBI's taxonomy places the organism in Eukaryota, Metazoa, Chordata, Mammalia, Carnivora, Mustelidae. The record is from RefSeq and is a predicted model, not a curated record.
AUGUGCAGGGCUCAGUUGCCUGAGGGCAGCAGUGAGACUGGACACCAUGCUUUUCGGAGGAAGGAGAUGGAGAAUUAUCUCUUCCCUCAGGAAUUCUUUACUGAUGGUUGGCUGAGCUCCAGUCCCACUGUCUGGGCAGUUAAUUCCAUCCUUGCCUUCAUAUGGGGACUGGGGCUCUUCUUCCUCUUACUUUCCUAUUUCCAUCCUGAGCCGUCCUCACCACCAGGCAAGAAACACAGGGAGAGCAGGAAGUACCAAGCGGAGCCACGGAGAAGGAGCAACAGAAGGAAGAAAAACCAGACUCUGAAAGCUUUCAGAGAUUGCCUACAGGAUCUGGAAGAGGUUCAGGACCUGUUCUCCCUUCUGCAAAGCCACCCGGUGGGGCUCUCUGACCAGGCGGCUUUCACCAGUUCUUACGUCAAGCACCCUGGGCGGGUGCACCAAGGGGCGCCAGCUGGAGCCCGUCAGCCAUGCAGGGAGCCUGUGGAAGACGCUGCUCCUGCCGUGGCCCCAUCACCUGCCCGAACUCCACACGGGCCCCCGCAGCCUCUGGCCUCCACCCUGCCAGCGGGACCAAUGACCUCCUCAAUUUCUGUCGAGACUAGGAUCUCCCCUUCCAUCAACCCAGACAUCCAAAAGCUUCUGGAGAUACUAACCACCAAGAGAACAGAACUGAAGUUUUGGAAGGAGAAGAAAAAGAAGGAAAGGUCAAAAUACCAGCUGACCUCUUUCGGGAGAAUGCUCAAGUCCCCAGCUGAUGGGCAGGGCACCGUGGGCUGCCCGCCCUUCUGGAGCAUGAGGGGCAAAGCGAAACAGCUGCUUGGUCCUGAGAAGCCCCCACAUCCCAAGAUCCCAGGGGACAAUUUGGAGCAGAAAUGCAGCCAGCUCUUCUGGGGUCUCCACUUUCUGCACAGCGAGUCCCUGGUGGCCACUGUCAGGGUGACCGAUCCCCCACUGGAGCUCCCGUCCAUCAUACCCAAUGAGCUCUCUCAUGCCUUGCUGCUCCGGAUUCAGGCCAGCUUGGCUCCACGCCUAUCCCUGACCCAGGACUUACAGGACCCUUUGGCCCUGCCCCAACCCUUGACCCUGAGCUUGUCCCAGUCCCUGCCCCAGCCUCUGGCUCAGCCCCUACCCCUCCCUCUGACUCAGCCACAGCCCCACCCUCUGGACCAGCCCCUGCCCCAGCCCCUCCCUCUGACUCAGCCCCAGCCCCUACCUCUGGACCAGCCCCAGCUCCCACCUCUAGCUCAGCCCCAGCCCCAGGUAAGCCUUGCACCCUCUGUCCCAGUCGUACCACCUUCUCUGCCACCCGAGAUGGGGAGCUGCGAGGUGUCUUGCCCUGUAGCCCAGAAGACACUGUCUUACAUGUCAACUGUCGCUCAAAACCUGGAAUGUCACUUUCUGAAGAAGCAACUAGAAAGCGGCAAGGUACCCCCUGUGGUGAAAAGAUCUCAGGAAGUCUUUAGCCAAGGUCCUCCCGACCUUCCGCAGGGUGGCCAGGCCCCCGAGGGCCAUAGGUCAGUCUCUGUCAUUUCUGGGGACUUGAUCAACUCUGAGCUCCGGGAGCAACUGGAGUGGCACCUUUGGAAGAGGCUCAUGAAGCAAGAAAGGGGCCCACCCCGCAGGAUCCAGCUAUCCCUGAAGAUACAGCCUCACCAAGAGUUCCAGAAGGUGCCCCAGGCACGCAGUUGGCACAGCCCCACGUCCGAGUCUGAGUCUACGGAUGGAAGCUGCCAGGCCACACAGAAGACUUGGUCCAGGUACCCAGGAAGGACCCUGCCAGGAAAAAGCCUGGGCAAGGAUUCAAGGUCCAGUGCAGGGAUGAUCUGGAAAGAUCUACACAGGGGCACAACGAGCUCUCCAGGGAAGGCUCCAAGAAGAAAUUGUGAGGAGUCAGACACAGACGUGAAGCCCUGCAUAAGCAGUGCAGAUGAGAAGCUCCUGCAAAACCACCUGAGAGCCCAUUGCAGGAAGGUGGGGAAGUCCAGAGAGGGUCAGGUUCCUUCCAGGCUCACUGCCCACCAUGCCUCGGACCUUCCUGGAAAGCCAAGCGCUCACGGAAAACCUGGAAAGCCAGCACUUUCCAAGUGUUGGGAACACUGCAUGACCACCUCCCACAAUUUUUCCAUCCUCAGUCCAUACACUCAGUGGAUGCUAGAAGCACAUAUCAUAAGGCUUAGGGUGAAGCGGCAGUGGGGCCUCCCCCUCAAGGUUCUCAAGCCUGUAAACCUCUUCAAGUUGAAGAAGGGCUUCCUCCUCUCCCAGUCCUCUGAUCCCCGCUCAGCCACCUGCGUAUCCAAGGCCGGCUCGGGGACCAAGUUCAUGGGAAAUCCUCCUCAUCGCUAUCAAGGAGAGGUGAUGAAAGAGUCUUACUCCACCUGGGGGGGUCCCCUCGGUGCUCCCCAGCCUACGUGUGAGGAAAUCCAGCAGGCUCUGGAAGGAAACGCACCUGGGGGUGGCCCUCCGGCUGGCAGGGGACGGCCACCUUCUCGGACCUUCACAUACAGCUUUGUGGGCAGAAUCUGGCACAGUGAGACUGCCUCAAGGACUCUUAUGAACAGCACCUUGGAGUCAAGUCCAAGUCCAGCAACAGCCACGAAGGAGCCAAGGAGGGCGAAUGGGGUUUGGGCCUCACGGGACGUGACCGUGCUAGAGCUCAGCUUAGAGCCCUAGGAUUCGAGUGCCGAAGAGCCCAGGGAGGUCAAGGAGGCCUCUGCCUGGGGAGUCACCUUAGAACCCCAUGUGCUGGCCAACAACCAAGGCCUCCGUGGCGAGCUGAGAAGAUCAGGGUCUUCAGGGAAAAGCGACAGUCCCCCUCCACCUACAAAGUUGGUCACCCGAGACCCCGAAGAGCUAUGCCUUGAGGCUCUGCACAGGGGAUCGGAGUCCCGGAAGUUGAUGGAGACAGAGAAGUGGCCUCGGGCUGCCAGCCCCACCGUGCUCCUUCAAGACUGUGAGACCGGGGUCCUCCUUCAAGACUGUGCCACUGAGCGUCUCCUUCAAGACUGUCAGUCCAACGUGUUCCUCACUGCCGAUGUCUUGGCUUCUCAGGGAUGUCUGUCUGGCUUCCAGAGUGGGUCCAGCGAAGACACAUCUACUUCCCAGGUGCCACGUGGCCCAAGAUCCCGUGGCCAGAGCCCCCACAGGCAGCCAGGACCCCCGGGACUGCGGCACCAAUGGAAGAGCCUAAGCAGGUCAUGUGUCCCCCCCGAGGAGAGCAAGAGCUCCAGGAGGUCCCCGAAAGAGCCUGACAAAGAGUCAUCCGAACUGAAGGUCCUCCCGAUCAGUGAGGUGACGCGCCCCGUCCGGAGCCAGGAGUCCACAGAGGCCUCAGGAAGCAAGGCCUGUGAGAUCUCGGGGAAGGAGGAGGCGGCGCCUCCGGAAAACUACUUCAGGAGAAGGAUGAAGCACAUGCUCCAGUGGUUCCUUCCCAGUAGAGGCAAAGGACUGGAAGAUUCCCUUCAAAAGGGCAAGUCUUCAUUAUCCCAGGGUCGGGGACAAGCCACAGGCAGGUCUGCCAUGGACAGCGCUUCUGCCGAGGCUCAGGUGGUCGUGACCGCGGUGGGGCGGAUCCUAGAGGAGAAAAUGGUGCCUCACCAGGGACUCAGGGCCCCGGAGUUCAGCUGGUGCCAAAAGGAUCUCCAGGCUUCGGCAGACCCCAGUGUCUGCUACCACAGGGUCCUCUCCUACCAAGAGCAGAGGAGGGUGAUGAGGGAGACAGCCAGCCCACAGGGCACCCCCAGGGACCGCAGCUAUGCCAACAAGACCAAGUGGAUCGAGUGGCCCUUCCCCGCCCAGGUGCCUGGGGGCCCAGGCAGACCCUGCCAGUGUGGGUCUCUGGUGCCGGGCCCUUCACGCCGCCCCCUGCAGCCGCACUGCCCCAGGCACUGCCUCCUUCAAAGAUACAUCGCACCCGGCCAGCCACUGUGUGCUCCUCACACUUUUCCUGGGAGGACAACUUUCCUCCAAGAAAAAUCGCAAACGGUGCAGAGAAGAACUUUUUUUUUCUCACAUUAGCACAUCCUCUAUGGGCUAAUGGCUUCUCCGUGCCACAAUUACU